Molecule: messenger RNA, 462 nt
Organism: Symbiodinium sp. CCMP2592
Lineage: Eukaryota; Dinophyceae; Suessiales; Symbiodiniaceae
Source: the annotation of a GenBank genome assembly
AUGGAAAGCAUUCCAAUUUCGGCUCUGCUCUGCUUCUGCGUUGUUUUCGACUCCUCCUCCUCCUCGGUGGGAACUCCGGUUGGUCCGGUUGCAGAGCUGCAGCUGCCCGUCGAAGUCGUUGGCGGCGCAGAGAAGGUUAAGCGCACCUUCGAGGAGUUGGCCGGCGACAUGGAUGUCAGUGAAAGGCUCAUAGAGUAUUGCUACGAUUGCUUCAAAGAGAUGCUGGACUCCGAAACGGUGGACAACUACCCCACCGAAUGUGCGACGCUCCCCAAAGAGCAAGCUUGCACGCUGGCACAGAUCCUGGUCACCACCCUUGACAAGAAGCGUUUCGACAGGUACUGGGACACGGUAGACGUGCAAAACAAGGGCGCAGUCACCUUCGACGACUUCCUGGAGCUGCUGGAUUUCGAGGACAUGCCCGAGGAUGUCCUUGCGAAGUACAACGACAAUGAGGAUUGA